AUGGCGAAGCCCGGCGCCGUUCUUUACGCUUUCAACAUCCACAAUCUCGACAGCUCGCAGAUCCUCCAGGAAGUGGAGCUCAACUUCAAAGGCCCCGUCUUCACGCCGUCGCUCAGCGCGUUGCUUCCUCGCUGCAUGCCCACGGUGGCCUUCCCCUACAUUUCCUCGAUCCACGUCGCGGAGAACCACAUUCUCUGCUGCACCACGCAUCGUCUCUUCUAUUUAUUCUCCGUGCCUGAGUCGGGUAGUUCCUCUUCGCUCGCUCCAUCGCUAGAAUCGUUCAACGCGCCUUCGCUCUCUCGCCUCCCCGUUCAAUUCGUCACCAAAGGCGAGCUUCGAACCGAUUGGUGGGUCCGCCGCGGACUCUUCGUGGUUUCCCAGCGCGCCGUCGAGCUGGAAACCGGCGAGUCCUCGCUCGUCACGUGCAACGACGUGCUGGUGUGGUCCUGGGACGACGCUGUGUAUCUUUCGCAUCUCACCGAAGACGCGGAGGAUUCGCUGCUCUUCGCGCAAGUCAAACAAAUCGUUUUCUGCGACUAUCGCGAUCGCGGCGUUCUCCAAAACCCCAUGAAUCUCGAGACCUUUCUCCUCUUCUCCCUCAGCAACUACUACACCGCUUGGUUCCCCGCGACUUCUUCUCUCCCUUCUUCCGUCUCUCAUCCGCAUCGUCUCGUCGAGUCACAGACCUGCGGCGCGAUCUGGGCCUUUUUAUGGAGCGACUGCGUGCUUCUAUCGAUGCUCCCCAACAACACAGCCACCGUCAUCAACAGUAGUAGUAGUAGCAGUAGUAGUAGCACCAGCACUACCACUGCUACUACCGGCACCACUACCAUCGGCAGUAGCGGCUAUAACAGCACCAUCGAGUAUCCGCUCGACUCUCUCGGCCUUCGUCCCAUCGCCGUCUGCGCGUUUCAUCUCCUCCUCGCGGAGCUGCUGCACAGCCAGCAGCUUCUCAUCGCUUCCGGCUAUCUCCAGCAAGCAACGGCGCUGUAUCUCCCCGGCUUCCCCGCCUCUCUCGAGUUCCUUCUCCACUACGCGCUCAACUGCGGCGACUCCACGUUUCUCUCCGCGACGCUGCAGCUGCUCAGCCAGCUGCCCUUCUUCUCGCACAUCCUAGUGCGCUGUCUGCGCAAGCAGGAGCGUUCCAUGUGGCCGUUCGCCGUGCAGAACGCGGAAGACAUCCAGUCGCUCUACCUCGAAUUCCUCUUCAACAACGACAUGGAAUACGCCGUUACCACCAUUUCCAUCCUCCAGGGAUUGCUCUGCUCCGUCGGAAAUGCCUGGAACGCCGCCACGCAGUCCCCCUUGCAGAUCGAAACGUGGAAACAGGCGUUACGGGGCAGCGAGGAGUGGCUUAUCGACGACUACAGCGAAGUGUUCUGCUGCAACGUGGAGGGCGAGUGCGUCGCGCACCUCAGCGGACUCCAGCUGCUGUUUGUGGCGAUUAUCCGCGGGGAAUACGCGCUCCUCGCGGAUAUUUAUCGGUUUUUGCUGAUGGAAGUGAGGAUGGGUCGGGAGUUUUACGUAGGAAGCGCGUCACGACGAGACGGAGAAGCCGAUUCCCGCGGCAUAUUUGGUGUCGCACGUGCUGAGCGUGAUUGUGGAGCAAUUGUUGUUCAAAGGACACACGGAAUCGCUGGUGCAUUUGCUCAAAAGCGUGGAAUUCGAGUGGGACACGGCCAUGCAUCGCGAGGUCGCCAACUAUGCGGACAGUCUGGCGGUUUUGAUGCACGGGAGUGGCUGGCGGAUGGAGCUGCGGGAUGCAGAGCUGGUGAGUCUUCCGACGAGCGAGUCGAAGAUUGGCGCGGAAGGACGAUGGGUUGUAGAUAUUUGCUGCGGCGCUGCAUGACGGCGGAUUGUGCGGAGUGGAGUUUGCUGGUGCUGCUGGUGCUGCUGAAGGAGAAGCAGCUGGUGCAGUUCGCGCGAGCGCGGCCAGAUUUGUGGGAGCAGUGUGUGGAGGACGUUUUGGAAUCGGGGAAUGAGGAAUUGAAGCGAGUCAUCGGGACGGUCCAACAAACACUUCAGUCAAAGCUUGUUUUAUUGCCUGUUUGUUCCAUGCGCACGAUCACUUGA
Messenger RNA from Blastocystis hominis, 2073 nucleotides. RefSeq lists its product as hypothetical. The transcript is spliced from 4 exons. Bases 1 to 2073 code for a protein of 690 amino acids. NCBI's taxonomy places the organism in Eukaryota, Bigyra, Opalinata, Blastocystidae. The record is from RefSeq and is a predicted model, not a curated record.